Loxodonta africana (African savanna elephant) is the source of this 3514-nucleotide messenger RNA. RefSeq names its product olfactory receptor 10AG1-like. Gene Ontology annotation, biological process: G protein-coupled receptor signaling pathway; detection of chemical stimulus involved in sensory perception of smell. The coding region runs from base 1749 to 2690 and encodes 313 amino acids. NCBI's taxonomy places the organism in Eukaryota, Metazoa, Chordata, Mammalia, Proboscidea, Elephantidae. The record is from RefSeq and is a predicted model, not a curated record. Gene Ontology annotation, molecular function: olfactory receptor activity; G protein-coupled receptor activity. Gene Ontology annotation, cellular component: plasma membrane. The transcript has a single exon.
CAGCUGAGCAAACCGUGGCACUGGAAGGUUAACUUUCACAAAGUCAUCACACAGGUAGCUGUUGUUGGAGCUAUAAUUCGGCUCUACUCCAUCUGGAAGUACUGUUUUUAACCAUGGGCAUAUGCCCUGGUGCACAGUGGUUAAGCACUCCACUGCUAACCAAAAGGCCAGUGAUUCAAACCAAACUGUUUUUUCUUGGAAUGCAAACAUGAUAGUCUGCUUCCCUAAAAAUUUACAGCCUUGGAAACAGUAGCGGGCAGUUCUAGUCUGUCCUAUUCGGUCACUAUGACUCGGGAUUGACUCCUCAGCAAUGGGCUUGGGAAUUUUUAACCUUGGCACAAUACUCUUGCUUUGAUUAGCAAACAUUAGGACGGAGAGAUGAAAAGCAGGGUGAGGCAAGAGGCACUUUGACUUUUACAAUAUUUAAGGAGGCCCUCGCUUUCAGGAUUGUGCAACUGCAAGGAUAGCCCUGAAUGCCUCCUUAAAUUUUGCACCUCAGGAGCUUCACUGACUAGUCCUUGUCCUGAUCCUGAUGAAGGGAAUGGUUGGAAAAAUAAUUGCCAAUAAAAGCACUGACAACCACUUCAUCAAAUACCUAUUUUACUAGGCAAUUUGUUAAAUCCUAGGGCUACAGGCUUAAAGAACUACAGUUCUAAUUAUAGAACAGUAACUAAUAAGUAAACAAUUUAAAAUUGGUAAGUAGGUGGAAAAUUAAAUUAUCACAUUUAAGUCUUACAAAGAAGUACACCUUAGACUUUAAAUAAUUGCUUAAUAUCACAAAGAUAAUAAAUCAUGAAGAGUCAAACUCAAGUCUAUUAAAAAAAAGAUACUGACUUGCAGUCACAGGAAAAAAAAAAAAGCUGUGUACAAUUGGCCAGAUUACUCAUACUGAGUCUCAAUAUCUUUAUAUAAAAGAAAAGUCGGUGCAGAAAGUUAUCUAAAGUGCUAUUUUUUAAGUAACAACCAAAAUUAUAACGGGUGCACACAGCACGGUGGGUAUAACAGCCAAAACCUUUCCUCCUCCUAACCCACGCAUAUAUGCACAGGUAACAGAAACCCUCCAUGCUACCGCUGUUUUUCCAGGGUGACUACAUUUAUUGUUUAUGUCUGAAUCAGUGUUCCCAGGCUAACUUCCCUGAAUAAAAUCCUCUUAUCUUACCUACUUAACAACCUACCAAAGAUAUUUGUUUUAUUCCCCUAUGUAAAAUGAAAUAUUGAGAGAAUUUGCAUUUUUCUUUCUAAAGCACCUAAUAUGAACUAUAUAAUAAGAACCUCUAUUUGUAAAAUGUCAAGUCAUGGAAGAACGAAGCUGUGAAAUAGGCAGUUAAAAAUAUAUGUGAAAACACAGUUUAUAAUAGAGUGUUUGAGAAGUUUGACUGAGAAAAUGCACAGAGAAGUACAACAGGAUUGCCAAGACCUGUAAUUAACUUGAAGUGAGAUUAGACCGCAAAGCUGAGUGUCCAUCUCCAGUAGUUGCCAAUUGCUCCAGUGCCUGUGCUGAGUCAGGUAUUGCUUGAUUUAUUCCGGAUUGUGCUUGGAAAGUAUAGUAAAAUGAUCUUAAAUUUGAGGGGACUGUUUACUGUGAUUUAAUAGGAGGUCAUGGGACAUAUGUAAAUAGUGUCAUUCUUAAAGUGUAAACAAUAGCAGUGAUCAUAAAAUACAAUGCACACACCUCAAUACAGUUUAGGGAAGAGGCAGAGACAGAGGAAGGUACAGGAAGUGCAAAUGUUAAUUUACCUUUUCCACAGAUGAAUCAUCAAGAAAAACCUCCAGAAGACAACCUAACAGAACUGAUGGCAUUUGUUCUCUUGGGCUUUGCUGACAUGCCCCAACUCCAGUGGUUUCUUUUUGGAUUGUUUUUAAUCAUCUAUAUUAUUAUCCUAAUGAGCAAUGGCACCAUAUUUCUAAUAACAAAAAUGGAUCCUGCUCUCCAGAGCCCUAUGUAUUUUUUCCUAGCAAAUUUUUCCUUCUUGGAAAUCUGCUAUGUAUCGGCUACUCUUCCCAGAAUGCUGAUGAAUCUAGGAACCCAGAGACGAAGAAUUUCCUUAGUUGCCUGUGCUACACAGAUGUGCUUUGUCCUCAUGUUUGGAGCCACAGAAUGUUUGCUCCUGGCAGUGAUGGCCUAUGACCGCUAUGUGGCCAUUUGUAACCCUCUGCACUAUCCUCUAGUCUUGAACCACAGAAUCUGCAUUCAAUUGGUGACUGGCUCCUGGACCGCUGGAAUCCCAGUUCAGAUAGGGCAGACAUAUCAGAUUUUCUCUCUGCCUUUUUGUGGAUCUAACCAAAUCAACCACUUCUUCUGUGAUAUUCCCCCAAUACUCAAGCUGGCUUGUGGGGACACCUUUGUAAACGAGAUGUUGGUCUACAUAGUUGCUGUGUCACUUGUCAUGGUUCCCUUUCUGAUGAUACUUGGCUCCUACAGUAAAAUCAUCUCCAUCAUCCUGAAGUUACCAUCAGCCAAAAGUCGAGCCAAAGCCUUCUCAACUUGCUCAUCUCAUCUUACGGUUGUGGUGUUAUUCUUUGGAUCAGGCAUUACUACAUACUUAAGACCCAACACCAGACACUCAGAAAGAGCUGACAAAGUUCUAUCUCUUUUCUACACUAUCCUAAUUCCUAUGUUUAAUCCCAUAAUAUAUAGUCUAAGGAACAAGGAUGUCAUAACAGCACUGAGAAAACUACAAUGUAAAUAAUUCAUUUUAUUAAAUGUAUAAGAAUUGCUUUCUUACAUAUUUUUAACCAAAUUUCAACAGAUGUAUACUUUUAAUUAUGAUUUAUGUUAUGGAUUGAUUAAGUCCCUUAAAAAUGUGUGUCAACUUGUCUAGGCCAUGAUUCCCAACAUUGUGUGACUGCCCACCAUUUUGUAAAAUGAUUUGGAAGGGUCUACAAGGCAAUGGGUUUGGUUUGGUGAUUUUCCUAUGUGUAGUAAAUUCUACAUCGAUGACGUUAAUGAGGCAGGGUUAGAGGUAGUUAUUUUCAUGAUGCAGGACUCAAUCUACAACAUUAGGUUUUAUUUUGAGUCAAUUCUUUUGAGAUAUAAAAGAGAGAAACCAACAGAGAGACAGGGGGCUUCCUACCACCAAGAAUGAUGAACCAGAAUGGGAGUGUGUUCUUUGGCCCAGUUUCCCUGAGCUGAGAAGCUCCUAGACCAGGGGAAGAUUGAUGAAAAGGACCUUCCUCCCAAGCCAACAAAAAGAAAAGCUUCCCCUAGAGCUGUCACCUUGAAUUUGGAAUUCUAGUCCCCUAGACUGUGAGAAUAAAUUUACCUUUGUUAACCAACAUACUUGUGGUAUUUCUAUUAGAGCAGCACCAGAUUACUAAGACACUUUGUCUCUCCAUACAAUUAUUUCCAAAUUUAAAAUCAUUUUUAAUAUUGUCAGAACUUUCUGCUCAAAUUAUAUAAGUGAUAUAUGUAUCAGCAGAUGGUAAAUCAUUUCUGUAGUAAUUAUAUAAUUUUGUUGUGCAAUGUGCAGUGUGUUCAAUAGAACUUUUACUUGGGCUGAUUUAAUUUAGUCAG